AUGACGGGAUCUUGCCUCAAAAAAAAAAAUAAUAGUGGAGUCAAAUUUUUUUCAGAUCUAUAUCUAUUGAAAAAUUUAUGUUUGCAUAAAAGUUGGAUACCUACAUUUCCCAUAGAAGACAACAUGACCGAAGAUCCUAAAUUAUACAGAGCACUAGGGCCAGUAUUUAUAUCAUCUAUUGAACCACUUCUAAGCGGUAAAGACCUAAUCGAUACAAACCAUAUCAAAACAAUCAUCUCAGUAACCAAAUCAGAUAUCCCACAGAAAUAUAAAACAUCACCAUAUGUACACCUACAGGUCCCUAUUGAUGAUUUAGAUUCAGAGAUAAUUUUUCCAUACAUUGAACAAGUAAAUAAGCUAGUCAAAGAAACAAUCUACAAGCCCACUUCGAAGGAAGUGGUGAUUAAGAAUGACGGAAAAUUUAAACCUGAGCUCUCAGGCAAUGCAGUUUUAAUUCAUUGCCAAUCAGGUAUUUCCAGAAGCGUGGCAUUUGCAUGUGCAUAUCUUAUGAAUAGACAUAACCUGCCGUUGGAGCAUGCAUUACAUGCAAUUAGAAGAAAUAAUCCCGAGCAUACAUUUUUGCCAAAUGAUGGUUUUUUGCAACAAUUAAAUGUUUACAAAGAGACUGACUGGUGUUGUGAUGUUGCAACGUUACGUAAAGUAUCACCACGAUGGAGAGCGUAUCGUAUGCAAUACCUUAUUGCACCUCAAAUAAACAGGUUGAAUUCUGGUGGUAAUGGAGGGGACAACAGCUUUAGUGUUGUUGAGCAAGCAAAUGAAAAGGACGAUGAAAAUUGGUUUGGAUUCAAAUGUGCUAAAUGCAGGGCACUACUGGCAAGUUCAAGCGUCUACUUACCUCACCUACCACCCUAUGAAAAAGAUGAUAAACAAAUGUAUUUCACCAAAACAGUGUACAAACGGAAGAGAGUUAUUGAUAGACAAACGGGGCAUAAUGAAUGUACACAUGUUUUUACUGAACCUUUACAAUGGAUGAAGGAGAAAAUUACCAAUAAUGAAGAAUUGGAAGGCAGAUUAGACUGUUAUAAGUGUAAUACCAAAGUCGGAGGUUGGAACUGGAAAGGUGACAGGUGUAGUUGUGGCAAAUGGAUUGUCCCUGCUAUUCAUUUACUCAAGUCAAAAAUUGUACAAGUUGAUAAAAACAAUAGAUUGAUUUUGCAGAGUGACAACAGGGCUGUUUAA
This is a messenger RNA of Pichia kudriavzevii, 1200 nucleotides long. RefSeq lists its product as uncharacterized. The record is from RefSeq and is a predicted model, not a curated record. Gene Ontology annotation, biological process: protein dephosphorylation. Gene Ontology annotation, molecular function: protein tyrosine/serine/threonine phosphatase activity. Lineage: Eukaryota; Fungi; Ascomycota; Pichiomycetes; Pichiales; Pichiaceae. The coding region runs from base 1 to 1200 and encodes 399 amino acids. Gene Ontology annotation, cellular component: nucleus. The transcript has a single exon.